Cynara cardunculus var. scolymus (artichoke) is the source of this 3504-nucleotide messenger RNA. Its product is annotated as aconitate hydratase, cytoplasmic. Gene Ontology annotation, molecular function: aconitate hydratase activity; 4 iron, 4 sulfur cluster binding. Gene Ontology annotation, biological process: citrate metabolic process; tricarboxylic acid cycle. NCBI's taxonomy places the organism in Eukaryota, Viridiplantae, Streptophyta, Magnoliopsida, Asterales, Asteraceae. The transcript is spliced from 20 exons. The record is from RefSeq and is a predicted model, not a curated record. Gene Ontology annotation, cellular component: cytosol; mitochondrion. The coding region runs from base 237 to 3233 and encodes 998 amino acids.
GCUUUUUUUGGGAAAAGAUCCGAAAGGAAAAUAUAUGGACAGCACACGACGAAUUAAUUCCGUUCUAGAAAAGUGGCACACGCCCAUACGCUCCAUUUGUCUUCCACACUCCCAAUUCUGCAAACGCCAUUAUCAAUCAUCUCUAACCUUCAUCACCGCCAUACCUCAUCUUCUUCGAUUUCAACAAACCUUAUCACCCAAUCCUUGGAUGUUUCUGUAAUUCAGUCGUUAUCAUCAUGUAUGUAACUGGACCCCAUUCUGCAGCUCUCCUUCGAAGAGCUUCAAGGUCCUCUUCCAGGCUUCAUUCUUCAAUCUCCAGGACUCAAACAUCUCCCACGCCUUCCUCAGAUCCAUCUCCCAUCGCUUCUCAGUACCGAUCUUACAGCGGCGCAUCCUCCGCCUUUCGUUCUGUUAGAUCAUCCGUCCCACGAUGGAGCCACGGUGUUGAUUGGAAGUCUCCCGCUACUCUCACGUCUCAGAUCAGGAUCGCUGCUUCUCCUGUACUCGAUCGCUUCCACCGUAGUUUAGCUACUAUGGCGUCUCAGAAUGUUUUUAAUGGAAUUCUAACUGGUCUUCCCAAGCCUGGCGGUGGGGAGUUUGGAAAGUUCUAUAGUCUGCCUGCUUUGAAUGACCCAAGGAUCGACAAGUUGCCGUAUUCUAUUAGGAUACUUCUUGAAUCUGCAAUUCGUAAUUGUGAUAAUUUCCAAGUUACUAAGGAAGACGUCGAGAAGAUAAUUGAUUGGGAGAAGACUUCUCCAAAGCAAGUCGAGAUUCCAUUCAAGCCCGCCCGUGUUCUCUUGCAGGAUUUUACUGGUGUACCAGCUGUUGUUGACCUCGCAUGUAUGCGUGAUGCCAUGAAUAAUCUAGGUGGUGACUCUAACAAGAUCAAUCCUUUGGUGCCAGUAGAUCUUGUCAUUGAUCAUUCAGUUCAAGUUGAUGUAGCUAGGUCAGAAAAUGCAGUACAAGCAAAUAUGGAACUUGAAUUUCAAAGAAACAAGGAGAGAUUUGCUUUUCUUAAGUGGGGAUCAAAAGCUUUCCAGAACAUGCUUGUUGUUCCACCAGGAUCUGGUAUCGUGCAUCAGGUUAAUCUUGAAUACCUGGGUCGGGUUGUUUUCAACACUGAUGGAAUGCUCUAUCCCGAUAGUGUUGUGGGAACUGAUUCCCACACUACAAUGAUUGACGGGUUAGGUGUUGCUGGUUGGGGGGUUGGAGGAAUUGAAGCUGAGGCAACAAUGCUUGGGCAGCCAAUGAGCAUGGUUUUGCCUGGGGUUGUUGGCUUUAAGUUAUCAGGGAAAUUGCGUGAUGGUGUAACAGCUACUGAUUUGGUUUUAACUGUCACCCAAAUGUUGAGGAAGCAUGGUGUCGUUGGAAAAUUUGUUGAAUUCCAUGGUGAUGGUGUGGGUAAAAUAUCUCUAGCUGAUAGGGCUACCAUUGCCAACAUGUCUCCUGAAUAUGGUGCAACAAUGGGGUUCUUCCCAGUGGAUCAUGUCACUCUUCAAUAUCUCAAAUUAACUGGACGAAGCGAUGAUACUGUAGCAAUGAUAGAAGCAUAUUUAAGGGCAAACAACAUGUUUGUUGACUAUAAUGAGCCACAACAAGAAAGAGUAUACUCAUCCUACUUGGAGCUAGACCUUACAGAUGUAGAACCUUGUAUAUCAGGGCCAAAGAGGCCUCAUGACCGGGUUCCUUUGAAAGACAUGAAAGCAGAUUGGCAUUCUUGCCUUGACAACAAAGUAGGAUUCAAGGGCUUUGCUGUACCAAAAGAGGCACAGGACAAAGUUGCAAAAUUUUCAUUUCAUGGACAACCAGCAGAACUCAGGCAUGGUAGUGUUGUGAUUGCUGCUAUCACGAGCUGCACAAAUACAUCAAACCCUAGUGUUAUGCUUGGGGCAGGCCUUGUUGCGAAAAAGGCCUGCGAAUUGGGCCUAAAGGUCAAACCAUGGGUUAAAACAAGUCUUGCUCCAGGCUCUGGAGUUGUUACAAAAUAUUUGCUACAAAGUGGAUUGCAGAAGUAUUUGAAUGAGCAAGGGUUCAACAUUGUUGGCUAUGGCUGCACAACAUGUAUUGGCAAUUCAGGGGAUCUGGAUGAAAGUGUUGGUUCUGCGAUAACUGAAAAUGAUAUCAUUGCAUCUGCUGUUCUCUCUGGGAACCGUAACUUCGAAGGACGUGUUCAUGCUUUGACAAGAGCAAACUACCUUGCAUCACCACCUUUAGUUGUCGCCUAUGCCCUAGCAGGCACGGUUGAUAUUGAUUUUGAGAAGGAACCAAUUGGAGUUGGAAAAGAUGGAAAGGAUGUUUAUUUCAGGGAUAUCUGGCCAAGCACCCAAGAAGUUGCAGAUGCCGUCCAAUCAAGUGUUUUACCCGCCAUGUUUAAGAGUACUUAUGAAGCUAUCACCAAGGGAAAUCCUAUGUGGAAUGACCUAUCAGUCGAAGAAUCCAAGUUAUACUCAUGGGACACAAAGUCUACUUACAUCCAUGAGCCACCAUAUUUCAAGAACAUGACAAUGGACCCGCCCGGGGCCCAUGGUGUGAAGGAUGCCUACUGCUUGCUGAACUUUGGUGACAGUAUCACAACAGAUCACAUUUCACCUGCAGGAAGCAUCCACAAGGACAGCCCGGCUGCAAAGUUCCUUCUUGAACAUGGGGUUGAUCGCAAGGACUUCAAUUCUUAUGGUAGUCGAAGAGGUAACGAUGAAAUUAUGGCAAGGGGUACUUUUGCCAACAUCCGCAUUGUUAACAAACUCUUAAAUGGAGAAGUGGGCCCAAAGACGGUACAUAUUCCCACCGGAGAGAAACUCUCUGUGUUUGAUGCUGCGUCGAGGUACAAGGCUGCUGGCCAGGAUACCAUUGUUUUGGCUGGAGCAGAGUAUGGUAGUGGAAGCUCCAGAGAUUGGGCUGCCAAGGGCCCUAUGUUGUUGGGUGUUAAAGCAGUGAUUGCUAAAAGUUUUGAGAGGAUCCAUCGCAGUAAUUUGGUAGGAAUGGGUAUUAUACCGCUUUGUUUCAAGGCCGGCGAGGAUGCAGACACGCUACAGCUGACUGGCCAUGAACGAUAUAACAUAGACCUACCAAGCAAUAUUAGUGAGAUCCGGCCUGGUCAAGAUGUGACCGUGACUACCGACUCUGGGAAGUCAUUCACUUGCACCGUACGCUUUGACACGGAGGUGGAAUUGGCGUAUUUCAACCAUGGUGGCAUUCUCCCGUACGUUAUUCGACAACUGACUACACAAAAGUGAAAUGCUGUUUCAAUUUGAGCCAAAAUAAAGAGUUAUUCUACCAACAGACACAAUCAAGAUAGUUGACAAAAUGAGUUUCUUUGUCAUGGGAAGAGGUGUUUUCUGCUGCUGAUUUUUUAUUUAAUUAUUUUCGUUUCCAAAUUUAUGUAUCAUGUAUCCAAAUUCCAAACUAUGCCAACGAAAGUUGAAGCUAGCUUUCAUUGAAAUUGCUGUGAAAUUAGGGUUGUUUGUUUACCUUUUAAUAGUUUCAUUAAGAGGCAAUCUCUGAAUC